GCCCGUGACGUCACGACGCGCGGGCGGGGCGGGGCGCCGCUUUGAAUCGGCGCGGGACGCGGGCUCGCGGCCGAGGGCGGCAUGGGGACGGUGGAGCCGGCGGUCGGCACGCGGCCGGACGACGGGGACACCGUGGGCGUGCGGCGAAUCGAGGUUCCGCGGCCGCCCUCCAUCGAGGAGUUCACCAUCGUGAAGCCCAUCAGCCGCGGCGCCUUCGGGAAGGUUUACCUGGGCCGAAAGGCGGGGAGGCUCUACGCCGUGAAGGUGAUGAAGAAAGCAGACAUGAUCAAUAAAAACAUGGUUCACCAGGUCCAGGCAGAGAGGGAUGCAUUGGCUCUCAGUAAAAGUCCUUUCAUUGUGCACUUAUACUACUCACUUCAGUCAGCUAAUAAUGUCUAUCUGGUGAUGGAAUAUCUUAUUGGUGGAGAUGUCAAAUCUCUUCUCCAUAUUUAUGGAUAUUUUGAUGAAGAAAUGGCUGUAAAAUAUAUUUCUGAAGCAGCACUGGCUCUUGAUUAUCUUCACAGGCAUGGGAUAAUCCACAGGGAUCUGAAGCCGGACAAUAUGCUCAUUUCUAAUCAAGGCCACAUAAAGUUGACAGAUUUUGGGCUUUCCAGAGUUACUCUGAACAGAGAGAUAAAUAUGAUAGAUAUCCUCACUACACCAUCAAUGGCAAAGCCGAAACAAGACUACUCACGUACUCCUGGGCAACUGUUGUCUCUCAUCAGCUCUCUGGGUUUUUAUACCCCUGUUGGAACAAAAAUGCCAGGGCCCAAUUCGCAUCGAGCUUCUGAUGAUCUGUGUGGAGUGGUUUCUCCUGCAUCUGUAGUCCAAAAGGAAAAUACCCCUCUUUCAACAAAAUUAUUCAAAACAUGUCUUGAUAAUUCUGCAUUCACCCCUGGGAUGCCAGUGAGGAGUUUAACUCCAACUCUACUUCAGUCAAGAAAAAGGUUUGGUACCUCCAGUGCCAGUAGUCAGUCACACACACGUGUGUCUAGUAUGGAAUCAGAAUGCUGCAGCAGCCCCAGGUGGGAGAAGGAUGUAGAGCAAACUGAAGAUGAACUAUGUUCUACAACACGCAAAACAAAUAACAGCGGGUCAGCUCCCCUUUCUAAUGUACAAUUACUGAAUGGCAAAGAUAUUAAAGAAUUAAAGAAAAAAGAACUUGAGUCAGCCAUUUCUCCCAUCAGUAGCAAUGAUUCUAGCAGCAGGCAGAAAUUAGUAAUUGAACAUUCUGAUGUGAUGGGUACUCCUGUAACUGCACUGGAUGUGAAAGGCAUAGUCAGAAAAUGUCUCUCUGAAAAUAAGAUUUGGGAAGAAAAACUUGCUGCAAAUAAAAGUCAUACGACUAAUGAGACAGGAGAAACUUCCAGUCACCAGCAGUCACCUUCAUGGUUGAAUGAUCCUAUCAAGUCUAUCAAAGAGGAAGAAAUUCUUGAAAAACCAGGUGUAAAAAGAGGCUUUGAACUAGUUGAUACUAGUCCUUGUCAGGAACUUAACUAUGUUAAAAAAAGCAAUGCAGAAUAUAAACGUGGCUGUCGAAUCUCAGAAUUUCAAGUAAACCAAAGGACAGGUUUGACAACAGAAAUUCAGUCCUUAAUGCUUUGUGAUGAUAGAUGCCUACAAGAGACCUGCAAAAGCAAGGAACAAAUUACGGGUUAUGUUGGAAGGCAGCAAACACUAGAUAAACCCAUUACUCCAAUAAUAGCUAAAAAUCUUAUGUGUGACCUGGAUGCGGACUAUGACAAGGAUGAUAAAAAGGAGUAUAUGAAUUCAAGUUUCUUAGGCACUAAUGAUGAAAAGCCUCUAGGAAUCCUUAGUGCAGACUCUGAUUUAUCCUUUCCUGAAAUGUCUGUUACAGAGAGCCAUUUAGAAAAGCAGCUCUUAGAUUUGGAUAAAAGUGUUAAAGACCUCUCCUUUGAAGAACUAAAACCCGAAGACAUGCUAAUAACAUCAUCAAAAUCCCAAGAUGCUUCACAAAAUGGAGAAGAGCAUGUUGUCCAGGACUGCAAGUUGUUACAUCAUGCACAAGAUGACCAAAAACAUGUGGCGGAAACUCACCUUGACACAGUAUCUUCUCCUUCAGAAAAGAUAAUGAAAACAAUGAACGUCUUCAAAAAAAAUUCUGUUGUUUUUCGAAGCUAUAACAGUCCAAUUAAUGUAUCCAAUGCAUCUGAGCCAUGUAGUAUGGCUUCCUUGGAUAUAAUGGAAUUUUCACCUGCUUGUAGUGGAUCUUACCCAACAGCUAUUACUCCAUCACAGAAAGGAAGACCACAUAGGGUAUAUCAGACGCCUCAUCAGGGAGAUGCUGAUACACCAUACAGGACUCCAAAGAGUAUAAGAAGAGGAGCUGCCCCAGUAGAAGGUGAACGCAUCCUAGGGACUCCAGACUACCUGGCGCCUGAGCUGCUUUUGACAAAGCCUCAUGGUUCUGCUGUAGACUGGUGGGCUCUUGGAGUUUGUCUGUUUGAGUUUCUAACUGGAAUUCCACCUUUUAACGAUGAAACACCAACACAGGUCUUCCAAAAUAUUUUGAAAAGAGAUAUUCCCUGGCCUGAGGGUGAAGAAAAGCUGUCUGAUCAUGCCGAAAAUGCAAUAGAUAUUCUUUUAACAAUUGACAGUACUAAGAGAGCUGGACUGAAGGAACUGAAACAUCAUCCCCUCUUUCAUGGUGUAGACUGGGACAAUCUACAGCAUCAAACUAUGCCUUUUAUACCUCAGCCAGAUGAUGAAACUGAUACCUCUUAUUUUGAAGCUAGGAAUAACGCUCAGCACCUGACUGUGUCUGGAUUUAGUUUAUAGCAUCAAGAUAAGUGAACUUGCUCCAUGGUUUUUGCACACUUAUAGGUUGUCCAAUAACACUAGUUUGGUCUUACUAAGUUUUCUUGACAAAUAUAGAGUGUUUUAAGUGAUCAAUCUGCUUUUAUUAUUGUUUCCUUUAUUCUAAAGUGAAACUACUGUACAAAACUUGGUAUCAAGUGCCUUUAUGCUACUACUUAUUUAUCUCACUUACUGCACCUUACUGAGAGGCUGGAGUGCUGUAUUUUUUUUAGUUAGUAACACUUUACUUGGCAAAAGAUUGUUCUCUUGUUUGUUUAAGGGAUGUGUAACCAGUUAGGAGGUAGGGAACUAUUUUACUUUAAAUGUAAUAGGGAAAGGAUGUACAUGCAUGCUAAUUGCUUUAAAUACAACUUACCUACCUGUGGUUCAGCGUAAUCUCAUUUGGGAGUAGUCCUUUGGAACCAAUUUGAAUAUAUAUCCCUUGUGCAAAACUGAUGUUCCCAUUCAUGAUGGGAAACUGAAGUCUUAACACACUGUUGAAACAUCUUCUCUGUUUAUCUUAUUCCAAGAAGGGUUAAGACAGGCAGUGUUGUUCAAAGUUAACUCAGCAGUACAUGUCCUGUCAGUGUUGUGAAGACUGCCAAUAGUUCUACUGCCUGUCAUCCUUUCCUAGACCAAUGGGGUAAGGAAAGAAAACUUGGGGCAAUUCUAUUAGUCAGAUACUUUGUUGAAAUUGUUGUAUUGUAACCACUGAGAACAUGCUGUAGGAGGAUGGACUUGAGCAGUGCACAUUUUAGCAAUUACUUGUUUUAAAUAGAAAACACUGAGUAUGUGUGUUUGCAUUCUUUCUUAUGUCAGAUGUUAGAAAACAAAAAAAAUCAUCUGAGUGUUGGCUAAUAGGUGAAGUAUUAUUAUUGACAUUGAAGCUGCUAUAUAUUAAAGACUAUAAUGUAUAGCAAGUUAACAGUCUAUUGUAAAUUCACAACUAGAUUUCACUAGAACCUGAGUUUUAAGUAUAUUUUCAGUAUUAUACUUUCUAAUUAGGGGAAAAUGUAUUUAUACUUCAAAAAUGCAACAUGAAAAAAUUUGCAUGGGGGCUAGAUUUUAAAGGUUUGUUGCAGCUAAUACUGAUUAAAUUGUCGUCUUUUAAUAGUGUUUUUUUUUCCUGCAUAGGUAUCUUUCUCAGCUGGCUUAUUGAAGAUUUUUAUUUUUCAGGUUUGUACUUGUUAGUUAAAAGUUCACGCAUGCUGGAUGGUGGUGCCAGCCCCAGUGGCUUUAUGCCAGAAGCCUAGCAUUUUGCUUGUGACUUUUGUCAACUGACUUUUCAGACUGUUUCAUGAAUUGACAUUUCAUGACCAGGAGAAUGAGUUGUCCCUUCGUUGCCCAGCUUCCUGGAACACAAGAUUUAGUGAAUGGAAUUCUGAGUAAACACUGUUCCCUCGAUUUCCUGCUUGUCCUUUCAGAUAGCUAAGAAAGAAUCAGGAAGGGAGUGGAAAAAGUCCUAAGAUUUCUUGGACAAAAGAGAGCUAAUUACCAACAGUUCAGAAUGCUUGUGUUACUGCAUACAUUGACGUAGAGCUGGGAUUCAGCAUACUGAAAUAGAAUUUUGGAAAGUUGCAAGACAUUUGUAACUUUUACUCCCUUCACUAAGGGCUUCAAUUUCUGAAAGCUUCUAAACUUAUUGAGUUUAAUGCUACAUGGAAAAAAAUGAGUAAAGAACUGCAUGUAACAUUACAGAAGCAUGAUCGAUAGAAGAUAUGAACAGAAGUUCUUUAGCAUAACUUUAUUUUAAAAAUACAGACUUCUCCUUUGUGUACUUGGAAUGUACUGAACUCCAACAAAAAUUAAUACUUUAAUUGAAAUAAUCGCAGGUAUUUUAAGCAAUUAAUUUUUACAUUUGUAGCAAUAUUGUUUAGAAAAAAGACUAGUCUUAUGAGAAUGUCAGUUUCACACUAAGGAAAAUCCUCUAUAAAAACAUGCUAGGAAAUGAUGUAAAUUUAACACCAAGACUGUUGUGUUCAGUAGCUUACGGCUGGUUACAACAUUUCCCAUUUUGCAGUAGAAUGCAUUCACAUUAUGAUUAAGAAUUAUUUCAAGGAGUUAGUGGCUAUUUAUCUUCAAAAUGUCAGACUUCUACAAUUAUUUUUUUUCUUAAUCAGCUGCGAGGAUCAAGCAAGUUUUUAUUUAUAACUUUUUUUAACUUAUCACAAUGAACUACAGAACUACUGAAAGGUCUGAUGACUUUUAAGUAAUCUAAUGUUAGCAUAGUUACACAGAACUAGAGAUGAUAGUAUACAGAAGCAUUAGGCAGAAAGAAUCUUCGUAACUUAUUUAGUUCUAACAACCUCAAACCUUCCAGAAAAUCAUGGUUCUUCUACCAUAGUUUUAUGAUGCAAUACAAAAACAAAUACUACAGAACUAUAUAUAAGCCAGCUGCCCCAUCAGAAUGCCUAAUGUAAACUGUUACCACUGCAGCAUGUGUACAGUGCUGUCUAUGGCUGACUUUGGUUAAAUUUGGCACAGUUAGCACUGAAGACUUAUUAUACCCCAUUCUAUUCAAUAUCUUGUUUUUAUCCUGAUGAUAGCAAGCAGAGUUUAGUAUUACAUGUUGAUUGAUUUUUCUAAAAAAUGUCUUAGCUUUAUUCUUCAACAUAAUCUGUCUCAAAGAGCCUCCUUGUUAACUCAGGUGGGGGGCAAAAUAUGGUAUUGAUGCUCAACCUGAAAGACAAUAUAGGGAAAAAUACAAAAAAAAUAAUCAAAUGUAGUAGCUGCAGAUGAUUAAAGCUGCUUCCUGUUAGUAGUCAACUACAGCUGUGGAGUAUCACUCAGCAGCCAGCUGUGACCUGUUUUGUUUUGGUUUUCAUGUGCAUAACCUACAUAUAAAUGCUGUAGCUUCCAUGUUAUCCUGGGGCGGGGGGCAGUUUAUCUGCUGUUACCUGGGCAGAAGUGUGCUAAAAGCUGUAAAAUCAGUAACUGGCAUGCUUCCUUCUACAGCAGUAGCUGUGUCUCAGACAACUGUCACUACCUCUAACUUGCUGUUAUACUUGCCUAUGUGUCACACAGGGUUUGGAGAUGAAGAUGCUGAAAUGUUGAUGUGUGUUCUUGAGCUAUUAGGUUCCAGUCUCAGUAUGAUCAGGGUUUACCUAUGGUCACUUCCAGUAAACUGUAUUCUUUUGCUAUCUGUUAGCUUUUCUAAAAAUAUACUUUGCACUGUCCUAUAUUAAAAAAUAAAUAAAUAAACACUGCAAUCUUG
This is a messenger RNA of Dromaius novaehollandiae (emu), 6031 nucleotides long. RefSeq names its product microtubule associated serine/threonine kinase like (gene MASTL). The record is from RefSeq and is a predicted model, not a curated record. The coding region runs from base 82 to 2799 and encodes 905 amino acids. Gene Ontology annotation, biological process: intracellular signal transduction; peptidyl-serine phosphorylation. Gene Ontology annotation, molecular function: ATP binding; protein serine/threonine kinase activity. The transcript is spliced from 12 exons. NCBI's taxonomy places the organism in Eukaryota, Metazoa, Chordata, Aves, Casuariiformes, Dromaiidae.